AUGGGUCACCAGCAGCUCUACUGGAGCCAUCUGGGAAAAUUCGGCCAGGGUUCUCGCUCAAACCGGCACGGUGUGAUCCGGAAAUACGGCCUCAAUAUACACCGCCAGUGUUUCUGCCAGUACGCGAAGGACAUCAGCUUCAUUAGGUUGGACUAG
Eubalaena glacialis (North Atlantic right whale) is the source of this 156-nucleotide messenger RNA. RefSeq names its product small ribosomal subunit protein uS14-like. NCBI's taxonomy places the organism in Eukaryota, Metazoa, Chordata, Mammalia, Artiodactyla, Balaenidae. The transcript has a single exon. The record is from RefSeq and is a predicted model, not a curated record. Bases 1 to 156 code for a protein of 51 amino acids. Gene Ontology annotation, molecular function: zinc ion binding; structural constituent of ribosome. Gene Ontology annotation, cellular component: cytosolic small ribosomal subunit.